AUGGAGACUGAAAAGGGAUUGAGAUUGGAUUUCGGAAGGAGUCACGGUGGUGGGGCUGGCGGUGGUGUUGGUGCUGGUGGGGGCGGUGGCGGAGGUGGAGGCGGUGGUGGUGCCGGAGGCGGUUCAGGUCAUGGAGGCGGAUUUGGAGCUGGGGGAGGAGUAGGUGGAGCUGGAGGUGUUGGUGGAGGUGCUGGCGGAGGUGGAGGUUCAGGCGGCGGCGGUGGUGUGGGAGGUGGUUCAGGUCAUGGGGUUGGCUUCGGAGCUGGAGGAGGGGUCGGCGGAGGAGCAGGCGGUGGUUUAGGAGGUGGAUCUGGCCAUGGUGGUGGUGUUGGUGCCGGCGGUGGGAGAGGAGGAGGGGGAGGAUUCGGAGUUGGAAUAGGCAUCGGAAUCGGAGUCGGCGUCGGCAAAGGAAGCGGUAGUGGUUCCGGUAGCGGCGGCGGAGGUGGGCGGUGA
Cynara cardunculus var. scolymus (artichoke) is the source of this 453-nucleotide messenger RNA. Its product is annotated as glycine-rich cell wall structural protein 1-like. Bases 1 to 453 code for a protein of 150 amino acids. The transcript is spliced from 2 exons. The record is from RefSeq and is a predicted model, not a curated record. NCBI's taxonomy places the organism in Eukaryota, Viridiplantae, Streptophyta, Magnoliopsida, Asterales, Asteraceae.